AUGGAGGCUCUCAAAGAGACGUUUAGCCGGUGCAAGGCUGAGACGAGGGCUGCCCUCGUCACCUAUGUCACGGCUGGCUACCCGACGGCAGCAGAUACACCGGAGGUGUUGCUGAGUAUGCAGCGAGGUGGCGCGGACAUUCUGGAACUCGGUGUGCCGUUCACGGACCCGAUCGCAGAUGGACCGACGAUCCAGACGGCCAACACGGUGGCACUGGAGAAUGGCGUGACUCUGACGGACACUUUGCAGAUGGUGCGGACGGCACGGGCCAAGGGCUUGUCGGCACCGGUGCUGCUGAUGGGAUACUAUAACCCGAUGCGUGCAUACGGUGAGGAGGUGCUGAUCCGCGACUGCAAGGAGGCUGGCGUCAAUGGCUUCAUCGUUGUGGACUUGCCGCCAGAGGAGGCGGCAACAUUCCGGACGUUGUGCAGCGCAGGAGGUCUCUCUUACGUGCCGCUCAUUGCACCGGCCACCUCAGAUGCCCGCAUGCGGAUCCUCUGCCAGCUGGCCGACUCGUUCAUCUACGUGGUCUCGCGGCAGGGCGUGACGGGCGCGUUGGGCACGCUGAAUGAAAACCUGCCGCAGCUGGUAGCGCGCGUGAAGAAGUACAGCGGCGGCAAGCCAGCGGCGGUGGGCUUUGGUGUAUCGACGCGCGAGCACUUUGUGUCGGUGGCGGGCAUUGCAGACGGCGUCGUGGUCGGCAGUCAGAUCGUGACGACGCUGCGCACGGCCACAGGCGACAAGCACAAGGCGGUCGAGAACUACUGCGCGUACCUGACGGGCCGGACAGCUACAGCAGUGGCCACGGCCUCGGCGGCAGCAGCAGCGGCAGCCGUGGCUCGGGCGGCACCCGAGACGCAGACGCAGACGUCGGCAGCAACAGCACAAAAGCUCGACAGCAACCUGGUGGCACAGCUGGCGGCACUGCACGACAAGAUGCCAGACCGGUUCGGUCAAUUUGGCGGACAGUUCGUGCCGGAGUCGCUGAUGGACUGCUUGUCCCAACUCGAGGAUGGCUUCAACCAGAUCCUGCACGACGACGCCUUCUGGAAGGAGUACCGGUCCUACUACGAGUACAUUGGGCGGCCGGGCCACCUGCACGUGGCUGAACGGCUGAGUCAGCACGCAGGCGGCGCCCAGAUCUGGCUUAAGCGCGAAGACCUCAACCACACAGGCAGCCACAAGAUCAACAACGCGCUGGGCCAGAUUCUGCUGGCGCGGCGUCUUGGCAAGACCAAGAUCAUUGCCGAGACCGGUGCCGGACAGCACGGCGUCGCCACGGCCACGGUGUGUGCUAAGUUUGGAAUGGAGUGCACAGUCUACAUGGGCGCCGAGGAUGUGCGGCGCCAGGCGCUCAACGUCUUCCGCAUGCGCCUUUUGGGUGCAAAGGUCGUGCCCGUUGACGCCGGCUCGCGCACACUGCGUGACGCCGUUAAUGAAGCCCUGCGCGCCUGGGUCGUCCACCUCGACACCACGCACUACAUUAUCGGCUCUGCCAUCGGCCCACAUCCUUUUCCGUCCAUUGUGCGUACAUUCCAGUCCGUCAUCGGCGACGAGACCAAGGCCCAGUUCCAGGCUGCCCGCGGAAGGCUGCCCGAUGCCGUCGUUGCCUGCGUUGGCGGCGGCUCCAACGCUGUCGGCAUGUUCUACCCCUUCUCCCACGACCUCUCUGUUAAGCUGUUGGGUGUCGAGGCUGGCGGCGACGGUAUCGAUACCCCUCGCCACGCUGCCACCCUCGCUGGUGGAUCUGCAGGCGUCCUGCACGGCGUCCGCACAUACGUGCUGCAGGACAAGAACGGCCAGAUCCAGGACACCCACUCCGUCUCUGCCGGCCUCGACUACCCCGGCGUCGGCCCUGAGCUGGCCAACUGGAAGGACACCGGCCGUGCUCAGUUUAUUGCCGCCACCGAUGCCCAGGCCCUGCAGGGCUUCCGCCUGCUGAGCGAGCUUGAGGGCAUCAUCCCCGCUCUCGAGUCAGCCCACGGCAUCUAUGGUGCCGUCGAGCUGGCCAAGACCAUGCGGCCUGACCAGGACAUUGUUGUCUGCCUCAGCGGCCGUGGCGACAAAGACGUCCAGAGCGUGGCCGACUCCUUGCCUGAGCUGGGUCCCAAGAUUGGCUGGGACCUGCGCUUCUAA
Grosmannia clavigera kw1407 is the source of this 2136-nucleotide messenger RNA. Its product is annotated as tryptophan synthase. Gene Ontology annotation, biological process: L-tryptophan biosynthetic process. The coding region runs from base 1 to 2136 and encodes 711 amino acids. The record is from RefSeq and is a predicted model, not a curated record. NCBI's taxonomy places the organism in Eukaryota, Fungi, Ascomycota, Sordariomycetes, Ophiostomatales, Ophiostomataceae. The transcript has 3 exons. Gene Ontology annotation, molecular function: tryptophan synthase activity. Gene Ontology annotation, cellular component: cytoplasm.